AUGCAAUUCUUUAUAUCAAAGGUAAUAUUCUGCAUUCUGCAGGGCACAGCCCAUGUGAUAUCUGUAUACAUCCCGCAAUUUGUACGGACGCUAUCCAAUUUAAUUGGCCUUACCAUUUCAAAGGAAAAUCCCUCCACUAUCACUAUUAUGUGUGAAGGCGAUGUGACCCGAAAAGUCUUUUUACUUGAUACCUUCUCUGGUAUUUCAUACACUUCCCCUCCCUACAGUGGACACGUCGGCACUGUUCUCUGUGCCUUGCGUCCACAUCGGCCAAUUCAAUACACCCGGCAGACGGUUGACGGCGCGGACGGUAAUCCCAUUUGUUUGGAUUGGUUCCCAGCAGAUACAGAAGGAAAUACACCGGCAAAAGGCAUUAUGAUUAUAUUUCCUGGUCUCGCCUCAUGGUCGCAGACAAACUAUGUACAACACUUUGUUUGGCAUGCCCACAACUCAGGUAUUCAUUGCUGUGUAUUUAAUGCCCGAGGAAUGGGCGAUACUCCACUCACACAACCGCGAAUCACAUCAGCGGCGUGGACAGAAGAUAUUCGUUGGAUUGCACGAACAACACUUUCCAAGUCAGCCCUCUCCUUACGAUUUGGUUCUGCUGCCAAUAAUGUAUGGAGUGUUGGCUUCAGUCUGGGUGGUGUUAUUCUUGCCAAGUUUCUUUCAGAGGAAGGACAAAAAGGAACCCAAGAUCUUCCUUUUGAUGCUGCACUCAUUCUGAAUAGUCCUUUGGAUACAUUGGCUGCAAAUCACAACAUAUCACUACGAAAAAAUUUACUAUAUCAAAAAAAUAUGACGGCUGGGUUAGUGAAAUAUGUGGUUCGUCAUAAGGAUAUUAUUAAACGCCUACCAGGUGUGGCAACUGAGGGUAUUCGAAAAGAUUCUUCAGCAUUUUUAAAAAAAAUAAAAACUAUAUAUGAUGUUGAUAAAUAUAUUGUUGCACCCCACAACAAAUUUUCUUCCCCUGAGGAAUAUUACGCUGCUGUUAAUACGCUUACAUCACUUCUCUAUACCAAGAUACCAACUCUCUGUGUAAGUGCUAUUGACGACCCAGUUACGGGUCAUCCAAGUAAAAAGCAGCUUCAAGAUGUUAUUAGCACUAACAAUAAUGUUGCAUUUUUACAAUUGCCUCAUGGAGGUCAUUUGGGAUAUAUUGGAUCCCCUCUUGAUGAAUGGAAUGAUAGGCCGAGCAUAAUGGAAGUCAUUGCAUGUAAUAUUUGCGCAACAUCAUCUAUGAGUAAAAAAAAGUAA
Messenger RNA from Trypanosoma theileri, 1254 nucleotides. RefSeq lists its product as uncharacterized. The transcript has a single exon. Lineage: Eukaryota; Euglenozoa; Kinetoplastea; Trypanosomatida; Trypanosomatidae. Gene Ontology annotation, molecular function: short-chain carboxylesterase activity; monoacylglycerol lipase activity. The coding region runs from base 1 to 1254 and encodes 417 amino acids. The record is from RefSeq and is a predicted model, not a curated record.